GUAUGUAAUAAUAUGUGUUUUAAUGAACUACAAGGAGUACAGUGCAGUGUUUAUUGUUACAGGAUGCGGUCAUGUGCCGAGUCAAGUGAGGAUGAUGAACCAACCAAACUGAGCAUCGAAAAGGGGGAAUAUACAAGCAGUAAUGACACAGAACCCAGCUCGUAUCCUAAAGAUGAGGCCGAACUUCUCAAGUUGAGGAAGAACAUAGCCAUGGAGCUGCUGUGGGUGCAACAAGCGAUAAACAGCAGAAAAAACUACCUAACUCUGAAGGCAGGGAUGGACUGAAGUCUUACCAAAGCCAUUUCAUCGUUUGUUGUAUGGAACCCAUGCUACAAAAAACAUGAAAAGUCAAGAAUUCCACGGAAAUAAAUGUUUUGCUUCCCAUAAACUAUUUCAGUGUUUCCGACAGUUGCAUCUGUUAAACUACUUCAGUGUUUCCGACAGUUGCAUCUGUUAAACUACUUCAGUGUUUCCGACAGUUGUAUCUGUUAAACUUUUAAAAAAUUCAAACUGUAAAGUGAAGUUCCAUUGACCUAGGACUUAAGUGAACUGGAGCUAAACACAAAACAUUAUGUUUAGCUAAAUGUGAAAGUUGCUGCCUUCAUUGACCUAGGACUUGAGUGAAAUGGAGCUGACCACAAAACAUUACAGUUUAGCUAAAUAUGAAAGUUGCUGCCUUCAUUGGAAAAGGUGAGACUAAAAGGUGUUACCAAGUACGUAGAUGCUGAACUGGUUUGUCACUUGUACAACAUUAUCUUGAUCAACCAAGGUCAAAUAUUACAAAAUACAUUAACAGUUUAGAUCAUAUACUGUAACAUGAAACCUCUUCACUGGUUUAUUUCAAACAGAUUCUAGUAACCUGUUGAUUUUAUGAAGUGUAUGAAUGAACAUUUAUCAGCAAGAAUGCCAAAUGUUUUGUUUAAUGACACCACUUAGAGCACAUUAGUUUAUUAAUCAUCUAUUGGAUGUCAAACCAGUGUGUUCUCGUUUAUUUCCUCCCUUUUUUUUUUUGUCAAAGGAGAUUGUCUGCAUUUUUAUUGGCUUAUUUUCUCACAGUUGAGUGUGUAAUUGUAUUUGAGCGACUUUUAUACAAAUUUUCAAAUUGAGCUUCUCCUGCAAUAAAACACUGGUUUAUAAUGGUGUAUCGUCUAUUUUCCCAUUCAGGUCUAUAUUAUAAGUGUAUAGCUCUCCAUCUAUUGUCUAACAAGAUAGGUCUCCACCAGUCCUUAGGUUUAAAAAAAAAAAGGGGGUAGGCAGGGCUGAAUCAUUGUAACAGCCUUCAAGAUUAAUAAUAUAAUGUACUGUGUAUCAUAUAGGUGUUAAUGAAGUACAUAUACAUAUACAUGUAGGUGUUAAUGAAGUACAUAUAGGUGAGGUUGGAAUGGCUAUGAGAGGUAAAGGAGGAGGCCAUUCAUUAAAAUAAAGCAGCUGUUAAAUAGUAUGUUAUGUUAUAAUUUAAUACAUCUUGUUAAAAUCUUAUAGAUUGUGGACAUUUGUCUUCAGGAAAAACUUUGAAAUGAUGACUCUAGCUGCUGUCGGAAUGCAUCUCAGGUCACUUGUUGUUUUAAUAAAGCCUAUGUCUUUA
This is a messenger RNA of Gigantopelta aegis, 1585 nucleotides long. Its product is annotated as IQ domain-containing protein C-like. The transcript is spliced from 3 exons. Bases 13 to 285 code for a protein of 90 amino acids. NCBI's taxonomy places the organism in Eukaryota, Metazoa, Mollusca, Gastropoda, Neomphalida, Peltospiridae. The record is from RefSeq and is a predicted model, not a curated record.